Molecule: messenger RNA, 1215 nt
Organism: Botrytis sinoallii
Lineage: Eukaryota; Fungi; Ascomycota; Leotiomycetes; Helotiales; Sclerotiniaceae
Exons: 1
Coding region: 1-1215 (404 amino acids)
Biological process (GO): protein N-linked glycosylation
Cellular component (GO): mannan polymerase complex
Molecular function (GO): alpha-1,6-mannosyltransferase activity
Source: RefSeq, a predicted model, not a curated record
AUGUCACAUCUGCCACAUCCUCGCAGAUGUCGAACUCUUCUCUACUCAAUAUUUCUCUUAUUCCUCAUUACCAUUAUCUUUAAAUCUCGAUUUCCCCAGGAAUCUCCGAAACAACCUCUAAAUGAACAUCUCGAUACACCAAUUUACGAACAUGCUUCACCCUACCGACUCUAUGCGAAUCGCACACAAGAAACUAUUCUUGAGAAGCAAUUGAUCGAAAUUGAAGAAAGUAUUACAUCUUCCCUUCUCGAGCUCGAAAAAGAUAUUCGAGCGCCGAAGAAAAUAUGGCAAAUCACUUCCGCGGCUGAGGCGCCUAAUUGGAAAGGCUGGACACAAGAGUGGGCGACCAAAAACCCCCAGUGGGAAAUAAAACAAUAUACCGCAUCGCCCGGUCCAGAUAUCAUCCCAUAUUUUCGUUCCAUACCCUCCAUUUCUCAAACUCUCGCGACACAUCCAGAACUCGAAGUCGAUCUUUUUAGAUGGUUAUUACUUUGGUAUCAUGGAGGCUUUUACCUGGAACCAGAUAUUUGGCCUCGAAUGAGCAUUCAAGAAUGUUUCGACAUGGAUUCAAUCGAACACCCUUCUCUAUCCUUGCCGCGACGAUAUCCGAAUUCAACGGGGAGAUAUGUAGAACAGCGCGAGCGAUCUAGUCCCAUAAGUCUAGUGUUAGGAAUCGAUAUUGAUGAACCAUAUAUGGCUCCUCAUAUCCGAGAAAAAUGGGGAUGGUCGAGAAUAUUUAGUUUUGCUACUUAUGCCAUGUGGGCACCGGGAAGAUUUGAUCCGCUAUUGAGAAAGGCUAUCGUGAGAUGUGUUUCACAUUCUUCUAUGGCCUCUUUGUUUGGAGAAGAAGUAGAUUCGAAGGAAUCUGGGGAAGUUUGUGGGGGUGCCAUGUUAACCGAUAUUGUCUUGGAGAUGCUGACCGAGAAUCUGAAAGAGGUACACAAAGUACGAGACAUGGAUGCAGGAUUGGAGAGAAGAGUUACGUGGAAGAAAUUUCGUGCUAUAAGAUCUCCUUAUUGGUUUUCGGCUAAGGAUUUCAAUGAUAGAAAUGUCGUUGAAGAAAACUUAAGAGGAUUGGGUAUAUUACCCAUUAAUGUUUGGGGAAGUGGUCAGAGGCAUAGUGGGUCGGGAACAUUUGGUCAUGAGGAUGCUUGUACAAAUCAUGUUUAUGGAAGGAGGCCUCCUGUCUCACUUUGGCAAAAGGUAUUUGGAUAG